AUGGAUCCGACAGAUGCGGGAGGCUGGCCAAUACAGGACUUGAAGGACCAUUGUAACUUCAAUGUGGUUGUAACUCAAGAAGUCAUCCCCACCGACGGUUUCAAAUAUGCGGGCAGACUCGAAGACGAAAGUCAUAAUAGCGUUGAAUGGAUUCGCAACGCCUUUUACUUUGGGAUUGCAGUCAUGCCUGAAGCCCCAACGGGGGUCAACGUGACCGCAGUGCAGCGCGGAAUAACAGACAUCAGGACGCCUAGAUCCCCACCCCGCGUACCAAAACGAGUAAGGCGAGAUAUCUUUCCUACAGCAGACAAGAUGUUACCUCUCCCCCCAUACAUUCCACCGCCUGCAGGGCAUGCCCCUGUCUAUCAAGACCUCACCGCUACUCCCCGCGUUCCUAGGAGUCCUUGCAGCGCAACUGAGGCGCGGUUCGAACGCGAUCGGAUCAAUAGUGCUGGAAGGAGAUUUUCUGCUCGUUCGACGUAUGGUCCGGAUCCUGGUCCGCAACGUGGUCGGUCGAGAAGUCGAUCACCGCGCGAUCGUCAGAACGGUCGAUUUCGAGACUAUUCUCGAAGGUCACCGCCUCCUCAACAUCGCUCCGAAACCCCUGAAAGACGCGGGCGGCCAGAAACACGUGAUCAGACUAACCACCGGUCAGAAGACUACGACCGAUCUCAAUCUCGGCAUCAGCGUUCGCCGACACGUCGAUUCGAACAGCCUCCUGACUUGCGUCUUGAUAAUUACAUCAACAAGCCUACGUUGAACGCGUACGGGUUGGUCGAAGCCAAUGCCGUCAAGUAUGAUGACCACGAUGGCGAUCGCCUGCUCAAUUAUAACGCGAAUAGUCAGCCGAGCAACCGCGAUCGCGACCGCGGUCGUGGACAAGGUGACUACCACGAGACCAAUCGUGGUCCAGGAGAACGCGGGCCGGGUAGCGGCAGAGGACGCGGUGGUCGUCGUCGUUAG
This is a messenger RNA of Alternaria arborescens, 963 nucleotides long. RefSeq lists its product as hypothetical. The record is from RefSeq and is a predicted model, not a curated record. The transcript has a single exon. NCBI's taxonomy places the organism in Eukaryota, Fungi, Ascomycota, Dothideomycetes, Pleosporales, Pleosporaceae. Bases 1 to 963 code for a protein of 320 amino acids.